Messenger RNA from Porites lobata, 5358 nucleotides. The record is from the annotation of a GenBank genome assembly. Lineage: Eukaryota; Metazoa; Cnidaria; Anthozoa; Scleractinia; Poritidae.
AAAGAGAUUUACGGUGAAAAGCAUGGUGACGUAGCAGCAAGUUACAACAACCUGGGAACUGUUUACAGUUACCUUGGCCAGUACAGUGAAGCUAAAGAAUAUUAUGAGAAGGCUCUCAUCAUUACAAAAGAGAUUUACGGUGAAAAGCAUGGUGACGUAGCAGCAAGUUACAACAACCUGGGAACUGUUUACAGAAACCUUGGACAGUACAGUGAAGCUAAAGAAUACUAUGAGAAGGCUCUCAUCAUUAGAAAAGAGAUUUACGGUGAAAAGCAUGGUGACGUAGCAGCAAGUUACAACAACCUGGGAUUUGUUUACAGUGACCUUGGACAGUACAGUGAAGCUAAAGAAUACUAUGAGAAGGCUCUCAUCAUUACAAAAGAGAUUUACGGUGAAAAGCAUGGUGACGUAGCAGCAAGUUACAACUACCCGGGAACUGUUUACAGAAACCUUGCACAGUACAGUGAAGCUAAAGAAUACUGUGAGAAGGCUCUCACCAUUAGAAAAGAGAUUUACGGAGAAAAGCAUAGUGACGUAGCAGCAAGUUACAACAAUCUGGGAAAUGUUUACAGUUACCUUGGCCAGUACAGUGAAGCUAAAGAAUACUAUGAGAAGGUCUCAUCAUGACAAAAGAGAUUCACGGUGAAAAGCAUGGUGACGUAGCAGUAAGUUACAACAAUCUGGGAACUGUUUACAGUUACCUUGGCCAGUACAAUGAAGCUAAAAGAAUACUAUGAGCAGGCUCUCAUCAUUAGAAAAGAGAUUUCCGGUGAAAAGCAUGGUGACGUAGCAGCAAGUUACAAAAAUCUGGGAAUUGUUUACAGUCACCUUGGCCAGUACAGUGAAGCUAAAGAAUACUAUGAGAAGGCUCUCAUCAUUAGAAAAGAGAUUUCCCGUGAAAAGCAUGGUGACGUAGCAGCAAGUUAAAACAAUCUGGGAAUUGUUUACAGUUACCUUGGCCAGUACAGUGAAGCUAAAGAAUACUAUGAGAAGGCUCUCAUCAUAACAAAAGAGAUUUACGGUGAAAAGCAUGGUGACGUAGCAGCAAGUUACAACAAUCUGGGAACUGUUUACAGUGACCUUGGCCAGUACAGUGAAGCUAAAGAAUACUAUGAGAAGGCUCUCAUCAUUAGAAAAGAGAUUUACGGCGAAAAGCAUAGUGACGUAGCAGCAAGUUACAACAACCUGGGAAUUGUUUACAGAAACCUUGGACAGUACAGUGAAGCUAAAGAAUACUAUGAGAAGGCUCUCAUCAUUAGAAAAGAGAUUUACGGUGAAAAGCAUGGUUACGUAGCAGCAAGUUACAACAACCUGGGAAAUGUUUACAGUGACCUUGGCCAGUACAGUGAAGCUAUAGAAUACUAUGAGAAGGCUCUCAUCAUUACAAAAAGAGAUUUCCGGUGAAAAGCAUGGUGACGUAGCAGCAAGUUACAACAGCCUGGGAAAUGUUUACAGUGACCUUGGCCAGUACAGUGAAGCUAAAGAAUACUAUGAGAAGGCUCUCAUCAUUAGAAAAGAGAUUUACGGUGAAAAGCAUGGUGACGUAGCAGCAAGUUACAACAAUCUGGGAACUGUUUACAGUUACCUUGGCCAGUACAGUGAAGCUAAAGAAUACUAUGAGAAGGCUCUCAUCAUUAGAAAAGAGAUUUACGGUGAAAAGCAUGGUGACGUAGCAGCAAGUUACAACAAUCUGGGAACUGUUUACAGUUACCUUGGCCAGUACAGUGAAGCUAAAGAAUACUAUGAGAAGGCUCUCAUCAUUAGAAAAGAGAUUUACGGUGAAAAGCAUGGUGGCGUAGCAGCAAGUUGCUAUAACCAGGGAAUUGUUUACAGAAACCUUGGACAGUACAGUGAAGCUAAAGAAUACUAUGAGAAGUCUCUCAUCAUUAGAAAAGAGAUUUACGGUGAAAAGCAUGGUGACGUAGCAGCAAGUUACAACAAUCUGGGAACUGUUUACAGUUACCUUGGCCAGUACAGUGAAGCUAAAGAAUAUUAUGAGAAGGCUCUCAUCAUUAGAAAAGAGAUUUACGGUGAAAAGCAUGGUGACGUAGCAGCAAGUUACAACAACCUGGGAACUGUUUACAAAAACCUUGGACAGUACAGUGAAGCUAAAGAAUACUAUGAGAAGGCUCUCAUCAUUAGAAAAGACAUUUACGGUGAAACGCAUGGUGACGUAGCAGCAAGUUACAACAAUCUGGGAAAUGUUUACAGUUACCUUGGCCAGUACAGUGAAGAGAAAGAAUACUAUGAGAAGGCUCUCAUCACGACAAAAGAGAUUUACGGUAAAAACCAUGGUCACGUAGCAGCAAGUUACAACAAUCUGGGAAAUGUUUACAGUUACCUUGGCCAGUACAGUGAAGCUAAAGAAUACUAUGAGAAGGCUCUCAUCAUGACAAAAGAGAUUUACGGUAAAAACCAUGGUGACGUAGCAGCAAGUUACAACAAUCUGGGAAAUGUUUACAGUUACCUUGGCCAGUACAGUGAAGCUAGAGAAUACUGUGAGAAGGCUCUCAUCAUUAGAAAAGAGAUUUACGGUGAAAAGCAUGGUGACGUAGCAGUAAGUUACAACAAUCUGGGAACUGUUUACAGUUACCUUGGCCAGUACAGUGAAGCUAAAGAAUAUUAUGAGAAGGCUCUCAUCAUUAGAAAAGAGAUUUACGGUGAAAAGCAUGGUCACGUAGCAGCAAGUUACAACAACCUGGGAACUGUUUACAAAAACCUUGGACAGUACAGUGAAGCUAAAGAAUACUAUGAGAAGGCUCUCAUCAUUAGAAAAGAGAUUUACGGUGAAAAGCAUGGUGACGUGGCAGCAAGUUACAACAAUCUGGGAAAUGUUUACAGUGACCUUGGCCAGUACAGUGAAGCUAAAGAAUACUAUGAGAAGGCUCUCAUCAUUACAAAAGAGAUUUACGGUGAAAAGCAUGGUGACGUAGCAGCAAGUUACAACAAUCUGGGAAAUGUUUACAGAAACCUUGGCCAGUACAGUGAAGCUAAAGAAUACUGUGAGAAGGCUCUUAUCAUUACAAAAGAGAUUUACGGUGAAAAGCAUGGUGACGUAGCAGCAAGUUACAACAACCUGGGAUUUGUUUACAGUGACCUUGGACAGUACAGUGAAGCUAAAGAAUAUUAUGAGAAGGCUCUCAUCAUUACAAAAGAGAUUUACGGUGAAAAGCAUGGUGACGUAGCAGCAAGUUACAACUACCUGGGAACUGUUUACAGAAACCUUGGACAGUACAGUAAAGCUAAAGAAUACUGUGAGAAGGCUCUCAUCAUUACAAAAAAGAGAUUUACGGUGAAAAGCAUGGUGACGUAGCAGCAAGUUACAACUACCCAGGAACUGUUUACAGAAACAGUGCACAGUACAGUGAAGCUAAAGAAUACUGUGAGAAGGCUCUCAUCAUUAGAAAAGAGAUUUACGGUGAAAAGCAUGGUGACGUAGCAGCAAGUUACAACAAUCUGGGAAAUGUUUACAGUUACCUUGGCCAGUACAGUGAAGAGAAAGAAUACUAUGAGAAGGCUCUCAUCAUGACAAAAGAGAUUUACGGUAAAAACCAUGGUGACGUAGCAGCAAGUUACAACAAUCUGGGAAAUGUUUACAGUUACCUUGGCCAGUACAGUGAAGCUAAAGAAUACUAUGAGAAGGCUCUCAUCAUGACAAAAGAGAUUUACGGUAAAAACCAUGGUGACGUAGCAGCAAGUUACAACAAUCUGGGAAAUGUUUACAGUUACCUUGGCCAGUACAGUGAAGCUAAAGAAUACUAUGAGAAGGCUCUCAUCAUUACAAAAGAGAUUUACGGUGAAAAGCAUGGUGACGUAGCAGUAAGUUACAACAAUCUGGGAACUGUUUACAGUUACCUUGGCCAGUACAGUGAAGCUAAAGAAUACUAUGAGAAGGCUCUCAUCAUUAGAAAAGAGAUUUACGGUGAAAAGCAUGGUGACGUAGCAGCAAGUUACAACAAUCUGGGAAAUGUUUACAGUGACCUUGGCCAGUACAGUGAAGCUAAAGAAUACUGUGAGAAGGCUCUCAUCAUUAGAAAAGAGAUUUACGGUGAAAAGCAUGGUGACGUAUCAGUAAGUUACAACAAUCUGGGAACUGUUUACAGUUACCUUGGCCAGUACAGUGAAGCUAAAGAAUACUAUGAGAAGGCUCUCAUCAUUAGAAUAGAGAUUUACGGUGAAAAGCAUGGUGACGUAGCAGCAAGUUACAACAAUCUGAGAAAUGUUUACAGUGACCUUGGCCAGUACAGUGAAGCUAAAGAAUACUAUGAGAAGGCUCUCAUCAUUAGAGAAGAGAUUUACGGUGAAAAGCAUGGUGACGUAGCAGCACGUUACAACUACCUGGGAACUGUUUACAGAAACCUUGGACAGUACAGUGAAGCUAAAGAAUACUGUGAGAAGGGUCUCACCAUUAGAAAAGAGAUUUCCGGUGAAAAGCAUGGUGACGUAGCAGCAAGUUACAACAAUCUGGGAAAUGUUUACAGUUACCUUGGCCAGUACAGUGAAGCUAAAGAAUACUAUGAGAAGGCUCUCAUCAUGACAAAAGAGAUUUACGGUGAAAAGCAUGGUGACGUAGCAGUAAGUUACAACAAUCUGGGAACUGUUUACAGUUACCUUGGCCAGUACAAUGAAGCUAAAGAAUACUAAGAGAAGGCUCUCAUCAUUAGAAAAGAGAUUUACGGUGAAAAGCAUGGUGACGUAGCAGCAAGUUACAACAAUCUGGCAAUUGUUUACAGUCACCUUGGCCAGUACAGUGAAGCUAAAGAAUACUAUGAGAAGGCUCUCAUCAUUAGAAAAGAGAUUUACGGUGAAAAGCAUGGUGACGUAGCAUUAAGUUACAACAAUCUGGGAAUUGUUUACAGUUACCUUGGCCAGUAGAGUGAAGCUAAAGAAUACUAUGAGAAGGCUCUCAUCAUAACAAAAGAGAUUUACGGUGAAAAGGAUGGUGACGUAGCAGCAAGUUACAACAAUCUGGGAACUGUUUACAGUAACCUUGGCCAGUACAGUGAAGCUAAAGAAUACUAUGAGAAGGCUCUCAUCAUUAGAAAAGAGAUUUACGGGGAAAAGCAUGGUGACGUAGCAGCAAGUUACAACAACCUGGGAAUUGUUUACAGAAACCUUGGACAGUACAGUGAAGCUAAAGAAUACUAUGAGAAGGCUCUCAUCAUUAGAAAAGAGAUUUACGGUGAAAAGCAUGGUGACGUAGCAGCAAGUUACAACAACCUGGGAAAUGUUUACAGUGACCUUGGCCAGUACAGUGAAGCUAAAGAAUACUAUGAGAAGGCUCUCAUCAUUACAAAAGAGAUUUCCGGUGAAAAGCAUGGUGACGUAGCAGCAAGUUACAACAGCCUGGGAAAUGUU